CUAUGGUACUUCCUACAUAAACAGAGCGCGAGAUAUCGAAAUUAUUAUUUUUGGUCCUUUACUUUGUCAAAUCGUCAACUAAUUGUUCGCUUUAGCAGUGAAUGAAAUGUUGUUUUGUUAUUUGAAAACAAGCGAAAACUAGCAGCUGUUUGCAAAAAUUGUGUAAGGGAUCUUAUUUUAAGGCGUGACUGUAAGAAGAUGGAUAUCAGACUAGUAUCAGCCGGUGAUGAUAUUAAAAUAUGGGACAGUGAUGAUUUCACUCUUACCAGGCAGCUUAAUCCACAUAACCAGAACAUCUCUAGUGUAUGCUGGGCUUAUGACAACAGUUACCUGGCAAGUGUUUCUAUGCAUGCUGAAGAUAUCGCAGUAACUAAUAUGAGCACAUUUGAAAGUACGAGAUUAAAAACUGGGCCUGGCUGCCUGUGUAUAGAUGUGAAUGACUCAUCAAGAUAUUUGCUCAAUGGUUGCUCAGAUGGUUUGAUAUCAGUAUGGGACUUAAAGUCACAAAAAAUCAGCAAAACAUACAAAGGUCAUAAAGGGCCAGUUACUUGUGCAAGAUUCAACCAAGGAUCCAGUGCUAUAGCAUCAGGGUCCGAGACAGGGGAGAUAAUAAUAUAUAAUGUAGUGACAGGACAAGGUUGUAGACCCUUGGUUGCACCAAAUGUUCAGGCAAUAAAACAGAUACAGUUUAGUCGAUACAAGAAAUCUUUGUUUGGAUCAGUAUCUGAUGACGGUUGCGUGAAUCUCUGGGACGCCAAUACCCGACAACAGAUUCACAGUUUCACAUGCCAUCGUGCACCAACUACGGGCUUAAGUUUCUCACCUAUCAACGAUAUAUUCCUGAUGUCAGUCGGCCUCGAUAAAAGGAUAGCUUGUCAUGACGUCCACACCAAAAAAGUUGUGAAGAUUAUGACAGCUGAGAGUCCCCUUACAUCUAUUGAUACAAAGAGUGAUGGAGUAACUGUGGCAGUUGGUUCUACGCGUGGUAAGAUAUACCACUAUGAUCUGAGGAAAGGCCUGAUGCCAGUGAGGACAAUUGAUGCACACAAGUCUUCUGUACAGUGUCUGAGAUUCCAGACAGAACAAAAGGGUGAUUCGUUCAGUGGUAGAUCAACCUCAGGAUCAGUUAAACAGCAUAUAAGAAACAAAGGGAGGCAACUUCCUUCAAUGCCAAGGGAAAAUAUAGAAAACACAGCUCCUCUACACAACACAGGGGCCGAUGGGGAUGUUUUCUCACCACUCAGAGAAGGGUACCAAGAUCAGUCUAGUGAAGAAAUGGAUUACAGAUCAUCAACGAAUGUUACGCAAAACACAAAAAAUAGUACUGCGGAGAAUUUCUCAGGUGGAGUAUUUUCUCCAAUUAAUGAUGCAAUUGGGCGAGGAUCUGGAAGUGGUGUUGGAUUGUCCCCCUUGACAUAUUCUGGGUACCCACUGUCAGAGCAGAACAGAAAUAGUCCAGGGAUCUUAGAUUAUAACAGAAUGAAUAAUCAAAAUAGUAUACCAUCAUUGAAAAUAACUCAUCCUAGUGUUGAUGAAAGCCAAAGGUCAAGUUCAAGCUUGCCUAAUCAUUCACCAGCAUCAAAUCAUGUGACUUAUGAAGCUCCUCCCAGAGAAUAUUUACACCAAUCAGAUAGCCACUCCAGUAACUCAUCAAAUGAGAAUCUAUCAUCAAGUCAAAAACAUGUUGCCUUUGAAACAGAUGAACACAUUUAUUCAUUCCACAACGAAGGGGGGUCAGGCACUGUUAAUGGAGUUCACAGUCCUGAGCUGAAACGUCAAAGACAGGCAGCUCAUAAUCACCAGGUAGGCAUGAGUGCAUCACCUCAGUUUCCCAGCUUACCUCUGGAGGAUUCUCCCGGAAGUGCUUACGGCAGUGCUCACGGAAGCGCUCACAGCAGUGCAAGAACACCAGACGGCGUAAAUGCUCAAUCCUCGGUACAAAAUCUCAUGGACAUUAACCACUCGGCAAGAAGGGAAAAUAGAACAGUGAAAACUAGUGUAAAAGCAGACUCUCAAACAUUAAGUGGAGAUAUGAGUCAGUUAGCAGAGGUGAUAAGGGGCGUGGUUAGGGAGGAGUUAGCAGAGUUUAAGAAGGAUAUGAUAAAUGUAAUGAUGGACGAUAUGGUGGAUCAAUUACACAGAGACAUUAUCACACUUCAAGCUGAAAUGCUGAUUCAAUUUCAAAUACACCAGACAGAGAUGUUACAUCUACUGGAGCAUUAUUCUGUGAACCAGGAUCUUGUCUGUGAAGUUCAGAGAUUACAAGAAGAAGUAAAGAGAUUGAAAAAGAACUUCUAGAUUGUCAAUUUAUCACCAGAUUGUAGUCAGUUAAUUACACUACACCAAUGCAAGUUUAAUGUAGGUCAAAGGUCAUAGAUAUAAAGGUCAUUUAAUGAGAUAUAGGGUAUGUAAUGUGUAAAACAUACAUUUUGUGGUAUUAAAAUUUUUUAUAACAACCUUACUUUCCAUAUAUAAUAAUGACAUUUUUGUAAACUAUGUACUGACAAUUUUCUUAAGUAAUUUCUUCUUUUUCUCUAUAAAAGGUAGUUUGCUGUAUUAUUAAUUUGUUGCAAUGGUUCUUGAAGGUUAUAUUGCUGUCUAUAAAUGGUUGUUAGUAAUAUAGGUCUGGUUAUAUGUGCAAACAGUUAUUUUUAUAGGGCCAUAUAACCUGUCAAUACAUCUUUACAUACCUACAUUACAUGUAGCGUCUAUAUUGUACAAUGUAGACAAUGGUUAAAUUGAACCAUUUCAGCACAAUGUAAAUCUAAAAAUAGGCAUUUCAUACAGAAUAAGGUACCUACAUUUCCUUCAUAUUGUUCACAAAAUCUACAUUGCAAUAGAUCUACAAAGAAUAGGAUUUAGGUUGUUAAAUAUAAAACAGUCCUAUUUUGUUCUAUGUGUACUUGAGGUACAGGUUUAACAAAUUGUAGUUGGCAAUGCAAUUUAAAAAAAAGUAUGCUGCAACCACAUAGCAAUAUAUAGUUUAUUUGUUUUAUAGGAGAAUUUUACUUUGUUUGAUAUGUCCAUUAUAGAGUUUAUGGCAUACACUGCAAUAAGGUUUUGUGGAGUAAAUGAUCUGCAUAGUUAAGUUCACUCAGCAUUUAUAUUGGAUCUGGAUACAUUACAAUUUUAUACCAGUUUUUCAUAAAAUUGACAUUGCAAUAUUGAUGUUUUUCUACUGAUUUUUAAGAUUAUUUCAUAAAUUUUAUAUAUAUAGUAUCAUUACAUAUAGUCGACAUGAUCUACAUUGCAUGAAAUGCACUUCAGUUACAUAGCCAUUGAUCUUCCAUGAUGUAUUUGUCUACAUGAUACAUAUUUCAUCAAAAAUGCUUAUGCCAAUUAUGGUACAAGAGGUCGAGUGAAUUUUCUUUGUAUACUGUAGAUAUACAGUUUUAUAUCAUAAAUGACCUAUAUUGAAAUAAUUUGCUACAGUGUCAAUUCAUGUCCAUGAUUAUGCCGAAUGGUGCUAGAGUGUGUAUAGUGACUGUAUAUUUUAUAAUUUAAGAUAUAUGUAAAUCAAAUGUUGUAUAUUACACAUUUUUCAUAAAAUAUGUUUGGUAUUCCAUGAUAAUGAUUGUGAAGUUACAGCGAAGUAUAAGAAUAAGAUAUUAGUUACAGAGAUUAUUAUUACAUGAACAUUAUAUUUUAUUGAAACAUAUUGUUCAUCAUAGCUGUUUAGAUUUAUCUACAUAUUACACACCAGACUUGAUCUAACAUUGAAUGCUUAUCUAGGUUUUAUAGAUUUAAAUUGCCAAUAUUGAAGUAAAAUUUGUAUAUAUAUAAUAGUCAUUAAGUUGUAAAAAGUGCCUCAAAUUAGUUAUGAUUCAAAAUAGUAGACUCCUUUAUGAUUAUGUUAAUACAUUUUUCGUAAAUGUAUAUGGAGUAAUAUUUCAUAAAAUAGAUUUUUAUAGCAUGUUUUUCUAAAAUAAAUUGUUUCAUGUAAUUUCAGAAACCUACAUUUUCACACAACACAACACUGUAUAGUAACUUACAUGUCCAUUUAUAUAUGUAGUAAAACAGGUGCAUUUGUUGGAUGUAAUGGCCUAGAGUUUAUGAUAAUUUCAUGUCAUUUAGUGCAAGAGAAAAUAUAUGUAAUGGCCUAGAGUUUAUGCUAAUUUCAUGUCAUUUUGUGCAAGAGAAAAUAUAUGUAAUGGCCUAGAGUUUAUACUAAUGUCAUGUCAUUUCGUGCAAGAGAAAACAUAUGUAAUGACCUAGAGUUUAUACUUAUUUGAUGUCAUUUAGUGCAAGAGAAAACAUAUGUAAUGGCCUAGAGUUUAUACUAAUGUCAUGUCAUUUUGUGCAAGAGAAAACAUAUGUAAUGGCCUAGAGUUUAUACUUAUGUCAUGUCAUUUCGUGCAAGAGAAAACAUAUGUAAUGACCUAGAGUUUAUACUUAUUUGAUGUCAUUUAGUGCAAGAGAAAACAUAUGUAAUGGCCUAGAGUUUAUACUAAUGUCAUGUCAUUUUGUGCAAGAGAAAACAUAUGUAAUGGCCUAGAGUUUAUACUAAUGUCAUGUCAUUUCGUGCAAGAGAAAACAUAUGUAAUGACCUAGAGUUUAUACUAAUGUCAUGUCAUUUAGUGCAAGAGAAUAUAUAUGAUAUAGCAUUGAGUUUAUGAUAAUUUCAUGUCAUUUAGUACAAGAGAAAAUAUAUGUAAUGGCCUAGAGUUUAUGCUAAUUUGAUGUAAUUUAGUGCAAGAGAAAAUAUAUGUAAUGGCCUAGAGUUUAUGCUAAUUUCAUGUAAUUUAGUGCAAGAGAAAAUAUAUGUUAUGGCAUAGAGUUUAUGCUAAUUUCAUGUCAUUUAGUACAAGAGAAAAUAUAUGUAAUGGCCUAGAGUUUAUGAUACAUGUAAUUUCAGGUCAUUUAGUACAAGAGAAAAUAUAUGUAAUGGCCUAGAGUUUGUGCUAAUUUCAUGUCAUUUAGUGCAAGAGGAAUUUGUAAUAUGGUAUUGCCAUCUUCUUACAACUGUUAUUUAUACGUUAUCUCUCUGUUUGAAAGAAAGAGUUAAUGAUUUGUGUUUAAAGGUCCAUUAUGCUUCAGAAACACUACCAGUUUUAUUUAAAAUACUUUGUUUACAUUUUGCUACGUUAUGACACAUUAUUGCACAUCUUCAGGUAUUUAACAUCUAACAUGCACUAAAUCCAUUCUCAAACACUAUGAAACACAUUUAUGACAAUUUUAAAAA
This is a messenger RNA of Ruditapes philippinarum (Manila clam), 5182 nucleotides long. RefSeq names its product protein NEDD1-like. The record is from RefSeq and is a predicted model, not a curated record. Gene Ontology annotation, biological process: microtubule nucleation; mitotic cell cycle. The transcript has 14 exons. Gene Ontology annotation, molecular function: gamma-tubulin binding. NCBI's taxonomy places the organism in Eukaryota, Metazoa, Mollusca, Bivalvia, Venerida, Veneridae. Bases 199 to 2298 code for a protein of 699 amino acids. Gene Ontology annotation, cellular component: ciliary basal body; centriole; spindle pole.